Messenger RNA from Tripterygium wilfordii, 1212 nucleotides. Its product is annotated as 25.3 kDa vesicle transport protein-like. Gene Ontology annotation, molecular function: SNAP receptor activity. Gene Ontology annotation, cellular component: SNARE complex; Golgi membrane; endoplasmic reticulum-Golgi intermediate compartment. The record is from RefSeq and is a predicted model, not a curated record. Gene Ontology annotation, biological process: retrograde vesicle-mediated transport, Golgi to endoplasmic reticulum; endoplasmic reticulum to Golgi vesicle-mediated transport; vesicle fusion with Golgi apparatus. Lineage: Eukaryota; Viridiplantae; Streptophyta; Magnoliopsida; Celastrales; Celastraceae. The transcript is spliced from 7 exons. The coding region runs from base 202 to 858 and encodes 218 amino acids.
GGGGGGCCAACUGUUGAAAUGGAAGAUUAAAACUAUCGAGAUAUCCCCUAAUUCAUUUCUUGGAUCAACAAAAACCCCCAUUUUGAAAAUUCGUCUUCCUCAUACAGAGAGAUUCGGCGAUCGUCCUUCUCAUUCCUAUUAUCUUCUUGAUUAUUGCACUCAAUUGUGAUCUGGCAUAUCAAAGGGGUUGCGUAGUAGAAAAUGGUGAAGAUGACAAUGAUUGCUCGUGUUACCGAUGGUCUCCCAUUGGCAGAGGGACUGGAUGAUGGCCGUGAUAUGCAAGAUUCUGAAAUGUACAAGCAGCAGAUCAAGGCUUUGUUUAAGAACCUUUCCAAAGGACAGAAUGAGGCCUCAAGGAUGUCUAUUGAAACAGGGCCUUAUGUUUUUCAUUAUAUCAUUGAAGGACGAGUUUGUUAUCUGACAAUGUGUGACCGUUCUUAUCCGAAGAAACUUGCCUUUCAAUACCUUGAAGACCUCAAAAACGAGUUUGAGCGUGUGAAUGGGGCUCAAAUAGAAACAGCUGCUAGACCUUAUGCCUUCAUUAAGUUUGAUACGUUCAUACAGAGGACAAAGAAAUUGUACCAGGACACUCGUACUCAGCGGAAUAUUGCAAAACUGAAUGAUGAGCUUUUUGAAGUCCACCAGAUAAUGACUCGCAAUGUACAGGAAGUUCUUGGUGUUGGUGAAAAAUUGGACCAGGUCAGUCAAAUGUCCAGUCGCUUAACAUCAGAGUCUCGCAUAUAUGCUGACAAAGCAAGAGACUUGAAUAGACAGGCUUUAAUUCGGAAAUGGGCACCUGUUGCCAUUGUGUUAGGCGUUGUUUUCCUCCUCUUCUGGGUCAAAACAAAGCUGUGGUGAUCCAACUUCCUGUUCGCGCAUAUUAUUUGUGGGUUUCUCCGUGGUAGCAUUUGGUUACCUGUUUCUGGCACACUAGUGAUGCGCCCCACAUUAGGCCUCAAACAUGUGUCAAGGUGACUUUUUGAUUUGGUCAUGGGGCAAUCUCUGCUCAAGCUUCUCUAGAGUCAAUUUGCGAUAUGGAAUUAUGAAAGAGAGACCCUUUUGCCUUUGCCUCUCGAACAAAUUAAGGAACCAGGCAUUUUAAAUUCAAAAUUUAAGGAUUUUGUACCAUAGUGGCUCUAUAGAGGCGUUGAUUGAUCAGCACAUUCAAUACUAGAUAAUCUUACCCUGUUCGAUUUUGGCAUCUGCUGUUAA